UCUUUUAUUUGAAUAGGUGAGCUAAUUCCGACCGCCAUUUUGAAUUUUGAGGAAGUGAAGCAGGUGAGAAAGCGUUGCUUAUUUCACUCCGUUAGUACAUAAUGUGAAAACUUGAGGAACUUAACAAAUUAACGAUGGGAUUUCUCAGGUGUGCCUUCACCUGCGUGAUUCUGGCCCUGUUCUUCGUCUGGACUGGAUCAGGGAGAAGUGUUUUUGAAUGGAUGAGGCCAGACAAUUUUGAUGAGAUUAUGGACAAGUUGUCUUCUGUAACCGAGGAGAACUGUCGCUCAAAACCCAAACAUGAGCUCGAGCUUCCUGGCGCGUCAGUGUCGCAAAAACCGCGCUACAACAUGCUUCUUACAUCAGUGAUAUACUCCAACAGAUCUCAACUUCUACAUCUGCACAACAUGGCCUUGAAUAGGGCUCAUUAUUAUAGUUUCAUCUACCAGAGACUAAACAGAUCAGUAGAUUUCAACUAUCAGCCUGGACUGAUGUAUUUAUAUAUGUCGGCAACAGCCGAUGUGACUGCUAGUGAAGGGUUCCUAAACGGUUCCGCAAUCUUUUUUGAUAAUCAUUGUUAUUAUCCAAACUGGUACAACAAAAUUUUAGAUUUCAACAAGACCACGCCAUUGUUUGGUCCAAGAGCGUGGAGGGAGGAUGAUUACGCAGAAACAACGAACUACCUCCGAGAACCCACGAACAGGACGGUGGAUAUUCAUGAUUACGGGGCUGGUUGGAACAAAAACUACUCCAAUCAGGCUUACAAAACAGCCCCGUGGUACUCACCUUGGAUGCCAGAUAUCACGGGAGAGCAGGAUUCAUUGACUAAGUUUACUUAUGUAGUGGGUAUAAAAUUUUCAAACAAAACUGGGACGUUUAUAGAUAAUGAGUUUGUGGCGAUUCCUUAUUUUGGUCCGCCACAGCCAGGAAUUAACGACCGAGAGGAGAAUUCUCCGUCACUUCCGGUGCAGUGGAGCAAACCUUACUUCGAUUGUGGAAGGUCCAAUAAAUGGAUAGUAACAGCCAGCGCACCUGUUGUGGAGUACAUGCCGCGAUACUCUCCCUUCAUUCAUUUACGAAGACCAAGAACUGUAGCGGUCUCUGCCAUGGAUAUAGAGUUUGAGAGAAUAGACAUUAACCCCUGUCCCAUCAGUGAUGGUAAUCCAGAACCAAAUUACUUUGCUGGCACAGCGAGAUGCAAACCAACCACAAUGUGCGAAGUGAUACCUGGUUAUGGCUUCCGUCGGGGCGGUUACCAGUGCGUUUGUAAGCCCGGAUAUUACUACCCAUGGUGGCAUGACGGACCUUUCCUUGGGAUUGAAAUUGAGCAGGCUACCGGGACCGAAUACGACGCUUGGUUUGAUUGUCUGGCUGUGGAAGAACAAAUGGUGCCUCCCAAUGAGAUGCCAAGCUUUGUGGAAAGAAAGAAAAGAUCUUCCUCUCUUCAGGACCGUUUCAUUGACGUCAUUUCUGCUGCUGACUCUAGCCCGCGUGUUUCAAUGGGAAAACUAUCUACUACAGAGAAUGCAGGGAAAAGACAAAAACGUUCUGCCUCAAAGAAAGUCAACAAGUUGGUGGCAAAGAGAUCUGCAUUUAAAACAGUCAAACAAAGAAUGCAGGAGCGAAGAUUUAUACCUCGGUACCCCGGAGAGAAGAGAUUUAUGAGGCAUAAACGAGAUCUAUUUGAUCAGGAAAUGUACUCAAGAAUGGAAAAGAUUUUAUACCGAAAGCAAACCACGAAUAAAGAGAACUGCAUGACAAAGCCAGAUUAUGAGUUGUACUUACCGGGUGAUGCAGGAUAUGGCGCUGACAAACGAUUCGAAGCCGAGGCUCGCACUGCAUUGAGAUUGGCACACUUUCUGUGUGAUUUCCUUCAAAACAUCGACGAAUAUGAAGACUUCGGAAGUGUAAGAGGAGACAAGAGAUUAAAUGAGACACACAUAUUUGGUGAAGUUCUCGCAAAUGUCAUGAGCAACUUCAAAAUUCUAGGCAGUGGCGUUUUCUUUGAUCGCUACAAGUUCCGAAUGUCGCCGCCUAUUAAUAACACUGAUCCCCGAUUUGUACACGGUAUCACCCGGGAGUACUUCGGACCAUUUGCAUACACAUAUAUGUCUGCAGAUACCGACGGAUUGGAAAAGUUCCGUGCUUUAGACUAUGCUGGUCUGAAAUCUCCAUAUACCCAAAAGAGGUGGUUUAGAGACAUGAAGGCAAGAUGGCAAACGAACUUUGAGGGCCUGAAACAAUACACCGCCAAGCCUAUGGUUCGUUCUGACCCUAACGGAACUAGCUUAGUGAGAUGGGAGCACUACCCAUUAAAAUAUUUUGCUCCAAAAUAUGAACACGGAGAAUGGCUGAGACCUACCUUUAAGUGUGAUGGAAUGGUAGAUGAGUGGGUCGUGACAUACAUAGCACCAUUCUUUGGAACGAAUGCAUUAAAGACUCGGCUAGAAUUUCAUGGAGUGGUUACAGUUGAUGUCAAGUUAGACUUCUUAGAAAUCCAUCAGUGUCCUGGAGAUUAUUCGGUGGCAAAUGCAUUCAAAAACACAGCGCGUUGCCACUUUAAAUCGCAAUAUUGUAUACCUUUACCUCUACAAACCCCCACCCAGCGCUACCUCCGAGGAGGGUACAAGUGCGAGUGUCGUCAAGGUUACGAGUACCCCUUCAAUGACCUCAGCUGGUUCUUCGAUGGUCAGAUGAUGGAAGAGGAAUAUAACAAAAUGUUACGAGGAGAGCCCAAUAGAUACGACACGCUGAAAUGCAGAAUAGCUGGAGCGGCCUCCAUUACAUUGAGCUGGGUGCUUCUGUCAAUAUCUUCUUUUAUCUAUCUUCUCUGGACUCGUAUCUAAAUAUUACAGUGCAUUUCCUAAUUUAAAUUUUCUUUUUUCCCCUUUGAAAUCUGUUCUAGUCUUCUACGCAAGUAAGUACAGAAAAGUAACCGGAAAAUAACCAUGGGUCACAUUUUAGACCAAAAAUACAAAUAUCUGAAUUAUGAUAUACAUGCAUGAUGAUUUUUUUUUUACAUUCUUAAAGUAAUAAAUUAUUUGGAAUAACUAGUUUGCAGGAUUUUUUAAAUUGAUUGACGUGUUUUUCAGUAUAAAUGCUCAAAAACAAUGUUAUCAUUAAAUAUUUUAAGUUGUUUUUAUCAUUAUUAUAUGAUUAUACUGUUACAAUUUUACUUUGUAAACUGUAACCUCGUGCCAUUAAUGCCAAAAUGAUUGUUCGUUGUUAGUGCAGUUGAAAUGUAUAAAUGCUUGUGAUUUUAAAUCGAAUGUACGUAUAUGAUUCAAUGAAAAUUAACGAAUGUAUGCAAGACCGCUUGAAAAGGCAUCCAUUUAAUGUAUUUUAUGUAUAUAUCUACCUGUAAUGGGCAUACAAUAUUGUAUAAAUAGAUCAUAUACAUAUACAUGUAUUUUUUUUUAACAUAAGUGCUUUUAAAAUCUAACGCUUCUACGUAUGCAAGAACUUUGUUUUCUCGUGCCAUGUAUAUAAUUAUGAUUUCACAUACAGAAGGCAUAUUACCCAAGAAAUCUUCAGAAUGGUCAAUAAACUUCUGUUUCUCUAACCUUAUCAUGUCACUUUGUUACCAAGAACUUUGGUGUAUAACCUAGAAAAUUCCACUACUGUUGAAUACAUGUCAAAUUCAUUAAUUGUUUUGUUUUUAUACAUGUUUCCUUGAUAAAAUAUUUUUGAAUUCUAGAAAAUAUCUAGUCUAAAAGCCAUAUUUUUAUGAACUACGUAUACCGGGGGAAUAGGUAAGGCGCCUUAAUUGUGAUUUUUUUAUUGUAUGUAAGUAUGUACAUAAUAUUUUCAUAGAUUAUUUUUUUAUACUACCAUGAAAUGAUAAUAAAAAUGAACAAAUACAAA
Molecule: messenger RNA, 3864 nt
Organism: Saccostrea echinata
Lineage: Eukaryota; Metazoa; Mollusca; Bivalvia; Ostreida; Ostreidae
Exons: 7
Coding region: 135-2846 (903 amino acids)
Source: RefSeq, a predicted model, not a curated record